CAGGCGGGACUGAGCGCGGUAAGAGGCGAGGAGCAGAAAGGCGGGCGCGCUCUCUAGGGUUGUCCCGGGUCAGAAUUGUUUGAGGGGUGGCGGUGAAAUCCGCGGAGACAGAUGUGUCAGCGGCACACAGCAGUAUAGUACAGCACGUCCUGGUGGGUUUUUAGGUCGAGUGGAAUUUGGACUGCUCCGGGAAGUUGUAAUUUCCGCUGAGGAAAAAAUCCAUCCUCCGUUCACAGGUUGUUGAGAGAGAGGACUGUCCCAGACCUGGUAUCGUAUUGUCUUCGUUGUCAGCUCGCACCGAUGGAUUGCAAAUAGUUGUUCGAUUGGGCGGGCAAACAACAGACGGGGCCGGCGGGCCGGGAUGAAAGCUUCGUGAAGCAGCUAGCGAGAGAGCGAGAGAGAGGAAGAGAUCGUGGGCGAGUUGUGCGAGGAGCACGCACCGUUACAACCCGGAAGAGAGAUGGAAAUGUUUCCCCACCGCGGCGUUGUUGUUGCUGCUGUUGUUGUACUGUGGGUGUGUUUGUGCGGUGUACGGUACGUGCACGGAGACUGCCGCGACCGCCCGGAACCACAGUGUUGCACGGGACGGGACGCUUUCUGUCACAACUACGGCCUCAGGACAGACAAUCGCUACGGCCCGUGCUACUGCGACGAAGCCUGUACUGCUCAGCAAGACUGUUGCCAAGACUAUACCUGGAUAUGCAUCCCCGUGGACUGUGAGGUCGGGGAGUGGUCGGGUUGGUCCGCCUGCACCAGUUCCUGUGACAUCGGGUUUGCCGAGCGACGGCGACGGGUGACGAAAGAGCCGAAGAACGGCGGAAAGGCGUGCCCACCGGAAGUGGAGAGACGAGGCUGUUACGAAUGGGACGCGCGAAAAUGUGAUCCAGCCACAGAUGUUGCCCUGCUCACCCCAGCUGAGUUCAGCCGUGACCAGUACCCGGACUUCAGACCCAAAAGAGUCAUCAACACUAGGAACAGCUACUGCGUGUUCUUCUACAUGAAUGAGGUACCGACGACCUGUAUCCUCCACCGGCAGGCCGGCCAGUGGACCCACGCGCUGCAGCCGCGCUCCACGGUGUGUGUGGAGUGUCAGCCCGCCGCCAUGGACAGGAACGGCCGCUGCUCCGGGGACGGCGUGGACGACGCCUCGACCCUGUGGAAGGCCAUGGGCGUGACGGGGUGCCAGGGCUCGUGGCUGCGUGCCGAGAAGAGAGAGGACUGUAACUGCGGAGACAGACCCGGCACGGACUUCUUGUUCGUGUAACACCCUCCCAAAAGUGAACAAAAAGUGUGAAUUCUCUACUUACGUCUCCCCAAACAAUUGUGUUUCUUUAACACGAAAUCCAUCGGCGUUGGUAGAUCAUGGAGUUCAAAUAUAAACCUUUGGUUCAACUGAAAGAAAAGAAAUAUACCAACUUUCCAGAAAGUCACGUGACAUUUACAGAAAACCAUGUUCCAAAUGUGAGUGGGUCAGUACUUCUGAAGAAGGUCGAUCCUCACAGUCAUAUUGGUGCAUCAGUUGAGUUUGAAUUCCUUUGCCACCUUCAUUUUUCUUGAUAUGUUGAAGAUUUGAACUGUUUCAUAUUUUCUUGGUGCUUUUAAAAUUGGAAAUAAUGUUGUUUUUCUCUCAUUAGUCAUUACUUUAAGAACAGAAGUGUAACAAGAGUCUUGUCUAUAGACUUUCUUAUAUAAAGAUUUUUUUUUAAUUGUGGCCACAAGAAUAUGAGUCCACCUGAUAGUGCUUAAUAUAGCUUGUGUUGUGAAAACGAGCCCCUAAACUAAGUUUGAACGGUAUUCUUAUUACCCCUGUACUUUAUCAAAUUCAUGAAUUCAUAUGUGAAUUGUUAUAGGUUUUAAGUAUCGUUGCACUAUCGUUUGUGAUUCAGAUAAUGACAUUGUGGCAUCGUUUACUCAGUGAUCUUUUCUCUUUACUCAUGUACAAGAAACAGCGAAGCACUGAAUUUAAAUUUUGUAACACAUUUUACGCGUUUAUAAUCAAAUUCGAACCUUGAAUCAGUUAGGUUAGCGAAUGAAAAUUAAAAGUUUUACAUGUAUUUAUUGUUCAAAAAAGUAUUGCACCGUGUACGUUCUUUAUAUGCUUGCUCACUUAUAGAAUUGAUACAAAUAUUGAAAUCUGUAUAAACUGUAGUGUUGGGUUGGGUUGGGUUGGGAUUAGGUAGGGUUGAAUUGGCUCUGGUUCGGUUACACUAUCCGCACACGGUCAAGAAUUUGAUGUGGAAGAUGUUUUUGGCAACGCCUCUGGGGCGAGCCUAAUUGUGGUUGUUUUUAAACAUAGGUCGACCUUAUUUCUCUAAACACAAGUCUGUAGCCACGGCACGAUACCAUACCGAACAGGACAUGUCUACUCAGGGCUUUAUAAUCAGUGUUUUGUAGUAUUUCAGAGAGUUUUUCAGUUGAGUCAACACCGUUUGGUUUUUAGUCUUUUCCAUAAGUCAGCAUUCAGGAACUAGGAAAUUAAACAUACUGUACUCGUAUUUCUGCGAACUGAAAUCAAAUCUAAAUCUAAAAAUGUUUUCAACAUGCCAGAACUUAUUUGUCAGCGUAUUUCCCUUGAUCGUUUGAUAAUUUAGCAAAGUAAGCGCAUAAUGUUGUAUACCAAUGACGUUGUACAUGGAUGUCACAUAUUUAUGUCUUGUAUAUUAUCACCUAAUAAAUGUUUGUAACCAAACAA
Molecule: messenger RNA, 2692 nt
Organism: Branchiostoma floridae (Florida lancelet)
Lineage: Eukaryota; Metazoa; Chordata; Leptocardii; Amphioxiformes; Branchiostomatidae
Product: somatomedin-B and thrombospondin type-1 domain-containing protein-like
Exons: 4
Coding region: 461-1264 (267 amino acids)
Source: RefSeq, a predicted model, not a curated record